GCAAUGUAAAAAAGCCAGCUGCCAAUGAAGUUCAUAUACCGCACCCUGCUAUCAAUUGGAACGGUAGUUGCAGUUUUGAUCUACUUCUACUGCACCCUCCUGGAUACCCCUCCAGAAACUGAGCUUCUCCCUUACAUCAGUGAUAGGUUCGGGGAGGAGUGUUUACACGAGGGAGUAGUGUAUAAAGAGGGGGAGGUGUUCGUGCUGACUUGUGCGGAGUGCUACUGCUCCUUUGGGAGGGUUGAGUGUGCUGUGGUGCAUUGUAAGGAGAUUAGGAAUACUCUGGGGAUGGACCUCAUAACCAGGGCCGUUCAAGUUCUCAUACCCACGCUUGUUCAAGAUUUUGCGGGGACUGUAGCUGUGAUGAACUCAGUUUUAAAGCAUACAAAACAAAAGAUUAAAUUCACGAUAGUCCUAUACCAUAACGACGAUGUUGAUCAAAUUCAGGUUAACCAUCUAAAAAACUGGAUAGAAGGCAGUGAUCUGAGAUCAGCAGAUUAUGUUAUCACACCAUUUAAUGAUAGAACCGGGGAGGGAGCGGAUUCUUACUUCAUGGAAGAUUACCAGAAAAAGAAACAGUCGUACGAGGAAACAAUGAAAAAGGAGAUGAGAGAGUUGGGGCCCGAUAAUAGGGGACCUGAUCAGAUGGUGCCAUUAGGUGGUGUUAAGUCCAAGAGAAGAACUGCAGUGUUGCUGUUAAAUACCCUGCUUCCUAGGGAACACCGGGUGGUGGUUCUCAGUAAUCACGUGCUAAUCAAGGGAGACAUCGCUGAAUUGUUCAAUGUGGAUAUGAAGGGUAGCUCUGUUGCAGUUAUCAAUACUUGUACAGGGUCUUACCUAUCACCCUCUUCUCGUUUUAAAGACUUCUUUAAGCCACCCCUCUUGGAACAUUACGGGGUCCCGGGUGAUCAGUGCAUCUUUUCUCCAGGUGUCAUUGUAGCUGACCUUGAUGAGUGGUUUUCUGGGGAGACUGAAUCUCAACUCUCUGUCACCCUGUGGCAUGUUCUGAGCAAUGUAGAUCAUUUGGUUUCCAGUGAGGCAGCUAGUUUUGCUCCGCUUCUCCUCAAUUUUUGGAACCAGUCACGUGAUUUAGGGAAUGUGUGGAAUGUUUGUAACCUUGGUAAUACUGAGUGUAACCAUGGUCACGGUCCCCCUGCUCCUGCUGUGUUAGAAGGAGCUAAAGUGAUAGAUUGGGGGUUUCAGAGACCGUGGAAAUGUAAAAACUCGUUCAAUUUGUGGGAAGAGUAUUUUCUACCUGACCCUACUGGAAUGUUUAGAUUAAGUAAUCCUCACGACUCUCGUGAUGAUUUAUAGCGAAGAGCAGGGGAAUUAUAAAGUCUUAUUUAUUUGCUGCAUGUUAUAAAGUAUAUGAGGUAAGGCAAUGUUAAUAAGAUGCUUAUAACAAUUUACAGACAAUUUAAUUUCCUUACAAUAACAUAUUUAUUUUUAAAAUUUGAACGUUGUUAAUAAUAUUUAUCUGUAUUAUUAUUUAUUUGGGAUUUUGUGAUGUAUUAAUUAUUGUGCUGAUAUUGUGUGCUUAUUUUACGAGGCACAUUCUUUAAAGUAACAAGAAAAUUAAUUGUGCAAUACAUAAAAUACUUCUUCAUUCUUGUACAUCUUUUGUAUUCGCCAAUUAAAGUGUUUUCUUGAUUUUCUUUACAUGAUUAUAUUUCGUGGAAUAUCUUGGUUAUUUGACAUUUUUCGUAAAUCUUUAAGCAUCAUUUUUCAAUCGCUGCUUUGUUUGAUGGAUACGUUUAUUUAUUUAUUAGUUUAAAUUGAA
Messenger RNA from Bolinopsis microptera, 1780 nucleotides. RefSeq names its product glycosyltransferase 8 domain-containing protein 1-like. Gene Ontology annotation, cellular component: Golgi apparatus. Gene Ontology annotation, molecular function: glycosyltransferase activity. The record is from RefSeq and is a predicted model, not a curated record. Lineage: Eukaryota; Metazoa; Ctenophora; Tentaculata; Lobata; Bolinopsidae. The coding region runs from base 25 to 1314 and encodes 429 amino acids. The transcript has a single exon.